Penaeus chinensis is the source of this 1746-nucleotide messenger RNA. Its product is annotated as receptor-type tyrosine-protein phosphatase S-like. The transcript is spliced from 6 exons. The record is from RefSeq and is a predicted model, not a curated record. Gene Ontology annotation, biological process: protein dephosphorylation. NCBI's taxonomy places the organism in Eukaryota, Metazoa, Arthropoda, Malacostraca, Decapoda, Penaeidae. Gene Ontology annotation, molecular function: protein tyrosine phosphatase activity. Bases 389 to 1462 code for a protein of 357 amino acids.
AUACGUUACCUUUCAUUUCCCCUUUUCGAUUAUACCUAUAAAGUGUUUUUUUCACAAAGAUGGUAUGUAAGUUAUUGUUAACUUUAAUGUGUUUAAAGAAGUUACUCUCUAUCAUUGCAUAAAGAGAGUAAGUUAUUUUUAUUUUCUUUGUUGAUGCUUAAUUAUGAUUAAGGAAAGUACGUAGCUAUAUUCAUCCGAUUUUUCCUACGGAACACUAAUAUUCAUAAAGGUAAUCAAUAGGCUUAUUUUACAAAUAUCAUGAUUUCCCUUUUAAAAUCACACCUCACAUCCAAACUCUUAUACUUCAAUACAUUCCACAGGGAAAGUAGUGGUUCACUGCACAGAUGGCUUUGGAAGGACAGGAACGGUACUCGCGGUGUUACUUUUGAUGGAAAUGAUCAAGCACGAAAGGCGUUUGGACGUCAAUGAAGUGUUUACAAGUCUGCGAAGAUGCCGUCCUGGGUUGCUUAUGCAGCAGGAGGAACUUGACCUUGCAUUGGCCACUUUGGAUGAGUUUUUACAUGGUCUUGUUACCGCUCACGACGCCUAUGAGUUCAAGAGAAAUUUCAUGGAAAUCAUAAAGAGAUCAAAACCUUUGUUCAAAAAGGCUCAAGAAAUCAAGUCCAUCCCGAAUCCCGAGACAGCUCAGCGACCUCCUUGCCUCAACGUGGACAGCGGUCGUAUGAUGCUGGACGUGGAAGAUACGACCGGAGAUGAAAGCCUCGAUAAAGAUGAAGAAAAUGAGAAAGAGGAUCUAUAUGCCAUAAAUCAAACGCAGGACGAUCUGCAGCAUCCGAGUCAGAGAUGUAUCAACGCCGUUUGGGUUGAUGGUUACAACCGGAAACGGGAUGUCAUCGUAACGAAGCAUCCGCCGGCGGCCAUGAGAGCUGAGUUCUGGCGACUCGUGCUCCGGAACCGCUGCCACGACGUUGUCCUCGCCAAUAAUUACUUAGAAAAUGACGAUGGGCCAGAAUACCCGGCACUCAUACCUGGCGAGGGAGGAGAAGCAACCUUCGGGGAAUGCUCGAUCCAAGUGCUAGCUGCUCAAGCGCCAGCUCAGUCGAUUAUCAAGUAUCAGGUGAAAGUCACAAUGAGUGAAGACGAGGCUUUAAUGGUCAGAGUGUACAAGAUCACAGAUUGGCCUUAUGGACGAGAUAUUCCUCAAUUUCCAUCAGUUGUGAAUUCCCUGACGGAACUUCUGCACGAUGCUGCCUCGACACCUCAAACAGGUCCUAUGUUGUUUUGUUGCGGGGACGGUGUGACAGCAAGCGGACUGCUCGUGGGUGCUUUGUGCGUUCUACGGAGGCUCAGCUGCAGUCAAAAGGUUGACAUUUACCGGACUGUUAUAUUGCUUAGGAGGUUCUGUCGUGAAUUUAUAAUUUCAGAGAAACAGUUCGAGCACCUGUACUUUGUUGCUGCUCGUUAUAUCGACAGUAGGAUGAUCUACGAGGAAUUAGAUUAAGUGAUAUGAUACCAAGAAUCCAGCAACGAUUGGAGAAUCUAAGGUGUAGAAGAAUCCAAUCUUAUAUAGCUGCCGUGAUUCGUACCUACUUUGUUAUUAUGAUAUACUUUAUAAUUUAUUGUGCUGUGUUACUGUCUCUUGACCGAGGAAUUUGAUCUUUGAAAUGGUUAAUUCCUUGUCAGCAGAUUUAUGAACUGUCCCCUUUAGAUUUUUGUGAGUUUUGUUACAUACAGAUAGCUCCACGUGUGUUCAGCCACCAAGGAGUCUAUCAGUAGGCCCUAGUG